This is a messenger RNA of Colletotrichum orchidophilum, 708 nucleotides long. RefSeq lists its product as uncharacterized. NCBI's taxonomy places the organism in Eukaryota, Fungi, Ascomycota, Sordariomycetes, Glomerellales, Glomerellaceae. The transcript has a single exon. Bases 1 to 708 code for a protein of 235 amino acids. The record is from RefSeq and is a predicted model, not a curated record.
AUGGCUCACCUCCUUUCCGCUUCCAAACUGGCGGCUCUCUAUGACAGCAAGACCCGCCAGCUCGUCCUCACAGCCCAGGUCCCCGCCGUCGUUCUCGGCGCCGAUUUCGUGCGUGUCGAGGCCUUCGUCGGUGGCCUCAAGUUCACCCUGCAGGGCUUCUUCGGCGGCGUCCUGCCCCCGGGGACCCAAGACUUCCAGGAUGUCACGACCAAGUUCCCCAUCAGUCUUCCGGCCCCUCACUUCAACAACAAAAGCGUCCUCAUUGACACCGCCGACGGCACCAAAACUGUCGAAAUCAAGUACACCGGAUUCGACGGCGUUGCCCCCGCUACCGGCGUGGACUUCACCGCCGGCCUCAAGAUCGAGAGCACCCCCAUCGCCGGCAGCGUCCUGACUCCCAUCAACGUCUUCCUCCCCGCCAGCCUCGAGACCACCAUCACUGCCGUUGUCCCCAAGGCCGAGGGCGACUCGAAGGUUUCUGUUGUACCCACCUUCAACGAAGAGUUCCUGAGACUCGUCAACGCCACUGUUCACAACGGCGUCAUUUCCUACACCUUCCGCUGGGCCCAGCUUCCCACCGGGCAGGGCCAGAACCCCCAGCUUAUCAACAUCACUACCACCACCUACAAUGAUCUGGUCGGUCCUGCCGCCAAAACCAGCAGUGUUGUUCAGGGCUAUAUUAUUCACUUCGUCCUGCUCAAGGAGUAA